Molecule: messenger RNA, 1056 nt
Organism: Triticum dicoccoides
Lineage: Eukaryota; Viridiplantae; Streptophyta; Magnoliopsida; Poales; Poaceae
Exons: 2
Coding region: 1-1056 (351 amino acids)
Source: RefSeq, a predicted model, not a curated record
AUGGAAACCGUGGGAUUCCGUGGUGGUGUCAUCGGACAGCGUCGCGCCGGCGCUGUAUGCCGCGAGGUGCGCGAACGGGUUGCCCGGCGUGGCGAUCUGCUCCUCCCCCUCCAGCAUCCGCACGACGUUGCCCAUGGACGGCCUGUCCUCCGGCCGGUACUGCACGCACCACAGCGCCACCUUGCACAUCCUCGCCGCCUUCUCCGUGGCGUCCAUGUCCCCGGCGGCCAUCGCGCGUGCCAGCACAUCGUCCAUCUCGCCGGCCUCGAACCGGUGCCACACCCACCGCGGGUACCACUCCUGGCUCUCGCGGCUGUGCAGCCCGAGCUCCAGGUUCCGCCGCCGCCCCAGCAUCUCGAACAGCAGCAUCCCGUAGCUGUACACGUCGCACUUGUGCGUGACCGGCAGCGGCAUCCACAGCUCCGGCGCCGCGUACCCGGGCGUGCCCCGCGCGCCCGUGAUGGUCAGGUGGGUGUCCUCCCUGUCGCACAGCUUGGCGAGCCCGAAGUCGGACACCUUGGGCGCCAUGUCGGCGCCGAGCAGCACGUUCUCCGGCUUGAUGUCGUAGUGGAUUAUCCGGUGCUGGCACUCCUCGUUCAGGUACCGCACCGCCUUGGCCGUCCCGACGGCGAUCUCGUGGAGCUUCUCGAACCCGAUGGCGCGGCCCUCCGGCGCCGGCGUGCCGAACAGGUGCCGGUCCAGCGAGCCAUUCUCCAUGUACACGAGCGCCUUCACGGCGGCGUCGAAGCAGAAGCCGUAGAGGCGGACGAGGUUGAUGUGGUAGGUCCUCCCGAUGGUGCCCACCUCCGCCAUGAACUGCUCCUCCGCGCGCCUCCCGAGCGUGCUGUUCAGCACCUUCACGGCCACGGGCGCGCCGUUGGGGAACCUGCCGUUGGGCGUGUGCCCCCCGUCACGGUAGGCGAUGGAUGGUUGACGGCGAUCACCCAUGCCUUCGUGCUGCAUCUGCAAAUACCUUUCCAUGUUGUAUUUGGCCCUUGCGCAUUGGUAUAUCGCAACUAUGGCGACCACUAUUAUUAUGCCAGCCGUGAUCACUGA